CUAAAACCUAAAACCUUUUCGUAAUUCGCCGCACGCCCCUUUUCUUCAAUCUUCAGUUCAGCUUCCUCCCCGUCGGCCGACCAUUUCUUCGCUCGCCCUUCAAGCCGGCCGCCCCCCUCCGCCGGUGUCCAGUUGCCCUAUUCGACACUGUUCGUCCUUCAUCAUUUUUUCCGCCUUCCCUGUUGUCCUCCUUCCCGCCAACACUUUGGAUUUGGUGUUGAAUUUGUUUUCUGACUGCACUUAGGUAAGCAGGAACUAUAAUGGAGGCUAAAUUUUUUCGGUUCCUUAAGAUUGUGGGAGUUGGGUACAAAGCCAGAGCCGAAGCAGCAGGACGCCUCUUGUAUCUUAAACUGGGAUACAGUCAUGAAGUUGAGCUAACCGUUCCGCCAGCUGUUCGUGUCUUUUGCUUCAAAAACAAUGUGGUAUGUUGCACAGGGAUUGACAAAUAUAGGGUACACCAAUUUGCUGCUGCAGUUCGUAGCUGUAAGCCACCAGAAGUGUACAAAGGCAAGGGCAUCAUGUAUAUCGACGAGGUCAUAAGGAGGAAACAAGGAAAGAAGUCUAAAUAAGAUAACAGAAGCACAAAAUCCCUCGUUGAUCUUUAUUCAGACACAAAGUGCCUCAGUUAUGAAUAAUUGUUUUUGUUGUAUGCAUGUUUUUAGAGCAUUCCAUGAAUUUAGCCAUGCGACUGAACUGUAAUUGCUUCAAUGCCUAUUCUUGAAAUGUCAUCUCAUCGAUCAUUGAUGUUGAAUGUUGAAGAAUGCAGACCAUGCAAGAAAAGGCUAUUUGAGUUGA
This is a messenger RNA of Cucumis melo (muskmelon), 795 nucleotides long. Its product is annotated as 60S ribosomal protein L6, mitochondrial. The record is from RefSeq and is a predicted model, not a curated record. Gene Ontology annotation, molecular function: structural constituent of ribosome; rRNA binding. The transcript has 2 exons. Bases 261 to 569 code for a protein of 102 amino acids. Gene Ontology annotation, biological process: translation. Lineage: Eukaryota; Viridiplantae; Streptophyta; Magnoliopsida; Cucurbitales; Cucurbitaceae. Gene Ontology annotation, cellular component: ribosome.